Clonostachys solani is the source of this 327-nucleotide messenger RNA. The record is from the annotation of a GenBank genome assembly. Lineage: Eukaryota; Fungi; Ascomycota; Sordariomycetes; Hypocreales; Bionectriaceae.
AUGGCCAGGACUGGGGGCCAGGGCAUGGGCAUGGACAUGGGCGCGACGAGGACAGACUGGGCUGGACUGGCGAUGGCGGACAUCCAUGAGCAGGCAGCAGGCCGAGCGAGGGUGUUCCUUAGUCAUCAGGACCUCAGCAAAAGGUCUAAAAUUAAAUCCUUCGCCGGAGCUCUUGACGCAACCGACGGGCAUUUGCACCAGCAGCGUGUCUGGGCCGCGCUCAUCGAUGAUGGCGGUGGGCUGGACCAGACGAUGAUCGCCUCCACUCUUGCUCUGACAAGCGCUGCCCGCAGUUUCGCCCUUCACCAACUGCAUAUUGCUACGUAA